Zophobas morio is the source of this 1017-nucleotide messenger RNA. Its product is annotated as coiled-coil domain-containing protein 89-like. The transcript is spliced from 6 exons. The record is from RefSeq and is a predicted model, not a curated record. Lineage: Eukaryota; Metazoa; Arthropoda; Insecta; Coleoptera; Tenebrionidae. Bases 1 to 972 code for a protein of 323 amino acids.
AUGGACUAUUUAAGUGAAAUCGCUAAAUUGCGAGAGAAGAUAAAUCAAAGCAGUAAUGGACUUGAUUUGGACAAAAGGGAACAGUUACAUAGGGAAGUCUGCAAUGAGCUUGCUUUUAAAAGGGAUCAAGUGUCUCAUUUGAAAACAGAACUCCAAGACGCAAAUUCAAAAAUUUUCGAACUGAACAGGGAACUUGAAGUCACCAAAUCGCUCUUGAAGGAAUCAGAAUUCACUCUCAAAUUAGCGCUGAAGAAAUCGUCCUCACUGGAGGACAAACUGAAAGAAAUGAAUGAAUCUUACACGAAUUUAAAAUUAAAAGAAGAAAUGAAGCUUUCCGAAAUACAGAUUCUUAGCGACAAUAUUCAAAAAAUGGCACUUGAAAACCAUCAACUAUCCCGAGAAGCUGAAGAAGUUAAAGACAAACUUCGAUAUUCUCGUGCCUUUCAAGAUGAAUUGGAAGUCAGACAAACUAAAAUUAAUUCAACAAUUGCGAAAAUAAGUAAAAGUGCUGAACAAUUAGAACAAGAACAUCUACGGGUAAAAGAAUUAGAAGACAAGCUCGAAAAUUCGGGGAAAUUUCACAAUUUAAGUCAACUACUUAUGAAAGAAAACGAGAAGCUGAAAAAAGAGAAUUCCAAACUGGAAAACACGGUGAUUGAAAAUAUUGCGAAGUAUCAGCGAUUAUACAAAUUAAUUAAGGAGCAGAAAGUGGUAAAUAUGCAACACGAGAACAUCAUGAACAAAAUCAAAUAUUUACAGAAGGAAAGCCAGUGCAAAAAUCUUCAAGAAAAGAAUUUCAAUAACGAACAAAUUAAUAGUGCGCUGACCGCAACCCUAAACAAGGAAAUCGAAACCAACGCCCGUUUAAUUCACCAAAAUGAAGAAUACGAAGCCCGCAUUCAACAACUAGAGAAGAAAAUCAACAGUAAAGUGAUCAAGGAUGAACAUGUUGACGUAAUCGAAGUUGAAUAAACCCAAAACAACAAUUACUUCGUUUUAAUUACAAAAUAAAUUACA